CCACUAACCCUUGACACUUACAGUUGUACUUCAAAGCUUCUUAAUCACUCUUUCGAAAUUCUUUAAAGACGUUUUUUUUUGGGUUUAUUUCAUCGUCAAUAUCUGUAAAUUCAAGAUUUUGGGUCAUCAAUGGAGGAAGAGAAAGAUGCUUUUUAUGUUGUUAAGAAGGGAGAUGUUAUUGGCAUUUACAAAAGUUUAAGGGAUCUAAUAGCAGAAGCUGGAAUUUCACAGGCAUAUGAUCCUUCCUUGAGGGUAUAUAAAGGAUAUGGCUUGUCAAAGCAGGCUGAGGUGUACCUUGGUUCAUGUGGGCUAAAAAAUGCUGCCUAUUCCAUAAGUGCCUCUGAAGUUAAUGAUAACACCUUUGGCAAACUUGUUCCUUGCCCUCCUCAGCAACCAACUUCUUUCAGAGGAAACACAUCCAACAGGGACCCUUCACCAAAUAGAUUGCAUCAAAUACUUGGAAAGGAUCUGGUUGGAUCAACCUCACUUUACACUGAUCCUAGGAUAAAUCAUAUGAACUUUACUAAUCAAGUGAUGCCUUCAACUCAAAUGAUGCCCUCAAAUUCUCCGUACUAUAUCAUUGAGUUCGAUGGGGCCUCUAAAGGAAAUCCUGGACCAGCUGGUGCAGGAGCUGUUUUACGAACUGAAGAUGGAAGAGUGGUCUGUCGAUUGCGUGAAGGCGUUGGCAUUGCCACGAACAAUGUGGCUGAAUAUCGAGCUGCCAUUUUGGGGAUGAAAUAUGCUCUUAGAAAGGGGUUCAAACAUGUUCGUGUACAAGGAGACUCUAACCUUGUCUGUAUGCAGGUUCAGGGUCGGUGGAAAAUUAAAAGUCAGAAUUUGGUUGAGUUGAAUAAAGUGGCAAAGGAUCUCAAGGAUAAGUUCAUAUCAUUCCAGAUCAAUCAUGUUGACAGGGAAUUUAACUCCGAAGCUGAUGCUCUCGCAAACCAAGCCGUUAAUCUCAUGAAUGGCCAGGUUCAAGAGGACUGGCUGUUGAAGUAAACCCAAGUUUAGGCCAACACUAUCGAAGAUGCCUACGAAGUACUCGAGGUUUUAACUGGUUCAUCACAUUUGUCAAUGCCCUAGCUUGCACAGACAUUAAUGUAGUUUUUAUGAUGGCUGAUAAGGUUACUAGAUCAUAUUCAACCUUUCAGUUAAGCUUUGUUGGUUUGGCCAGGAUAAAAAUCAAACUAACCUUUUAAGCCAACUUUUGUCCAUGUUUAUCAUGAAAUGUGAAUUAUUCUCGGUUACAAUGAGCA
Molecule: messenger RNA, 1256 nt
Organism: Gossypium raimondii (Peruvian cotton)
Lineage: Eukaryota; Viridiplantae; Streptophyta; Magnoliopsida; Malvales; Malvaceae
Product: putative ribonuclease H protein At1g65750
Exons: 9
Coding region: 130-999 (289 amino acids)
Molecular function (GO): nucleic acid binding; RNA-DNA hybrid ribonuclease activity
Source: RefSeq, a predicted model, not a curated record